CACCUCUCACUCUAAAACUCAACAACAGAUUUUCACAUAUCUUUCUUUCUCUUGAAGGAAAGAAGAAGAUCUCCAAGUCUCAAGUUGUUAACACAAGAACUAAACAUGGGUCAUCUCGGGUUCUUAGUUAUGGUUAUGGUAGGAGUAAUGGCUUCUUCUGUGAGCGGUUACGGUGACGGUGGCGGUUGGAUCAACGCUCACGCCACGUUCUAUGGCGGUGGUGAUGCUUCCGGCACAAUGGGUGGUGCUUGUGGAUAUGGUAAUCUAUAUAGCCAAGGCUAUGGGACGAGCACGGCGGCUUUGAGCACGGCUUUGUUCAACAAUGGACUUAGCUGUGGUUCUUGCUUUGAGAUAAAAUGUGAAAACGAUGGUAAAUGGUGUAUAGCUGGCUCAAUCGUUGUAACCGCUACAAACUUUUGUCCGCCAAACAACGCCUUACCGAACAACAAUGGUGGUUGGUGUAAUCCUCCUCUUCAACACUUUGACCUUGCUCAGCCUGUUUUUCAACGCAUUGCUCAAUACAGAGCUGGGAUCGUUCCAGUUUCCUACAGAAGGGUGCCAUGCAGAAGAAGAGGAGGAAUAAGAUUCACGAUAAACGGCCAUUCAUACUUCAACCUUGUUCUAAUCACUAACGUCGGUGGUGCCGGAGACGUUCACUCAGCUGCGAUCAAGGGUUCAAGAACAGGUUGGCAAGUUAUGUCAAGAAACUGGGGACAAAACUGGCAAAGCAACUCUUACCUCAACGGUCAAGCACUUUCCUUCAAGGUCACCACCAGCGACGGCCGUACCGUUGUCUCCUACAACGCCGCUCCUGCCGGCUGGUCUUACGGCCAGACCUUCGCCGGUGGACAGUUCCGCUAAAAAAAGGCAAUUUGGUCAAUCACUUCUUCUUUUAUCUAAAGUAAAACUCAUUUGUGUGGUGUGUAGAGGGCAUAUUAGUAAACUCGAUUAUUAAGAGAGUGGUGCGUCGACUCGAGGGCUCGGUUUUGCGGAAGGCCUUGAUGACGUCUAUCCUUUUUUGGGACCUCUUUAUGUUUCUUUCUUAAAAGUAGUUUUUGUUAAGAAAGAAAGAAGAAAAAAAAGUUAAUAGUAGUUAAUGUAUUACUGAAUACUGAUGCAGAGGUGGAGUUUUAACUACCACCCUCUAGUAGUAGUAAUGAGUUGUUUCAAGGCGUGAGGGAUGGGUUGUGAUGUUGUGUUAUGAGAUUAAAGAAAAGUUGUUAUGUAUGUUUGUAACAAAUACAAUUCUUUACUAAAGUUAUUUACAACCAGUAUCGGUUAUAUUGUGAGCUUUAUCAUA
Molecule: messenger RNA, 1300 nt
Organism: Camelina sativa (false flax)
Lineage: Eukaryota; Viridiplantae; Streptophyta; Magnoliopsida; Brassicales; Brassicaceae
Product: expansin-A10
Biological process (GO): plant-type cell wall organization
Cellular component (GO): extracellular region
Source: RefSeq, a predicted model, not a curated record